AGAACUAGGACUCUCCAUUUAAUACGGGUCGUUCGGGUUCCCAUCAGCCGUCUGCAUUUUUGUCACUGGUGUUAUCACUGAGGGUUGUGUCCACUCCGAGCUCUGACCCACUAUACAGGCUCGUAAUACCCAACAUUUUUGAAAAAGCACAAGACACCAGAUACCAGCAAUGGCCGACGCAAGUCUGAAACUCGUGUACUUUAACGGCAAAGGCCGCGCAGAGAUGAUCCGUCUGGUGCUGGCAGCCGCGGGAAAAGAGUACGAGGACGUGCGUGUGACGUCAGAACAGUGGAAGGACAAGAAACCAAGUGUGCCAUUUGGAUCACUCCCAUGCUUGGAGGUGAACGGGAAAAUGUACGGCCAAUCCAUGGCUAUCGCAACUUUCCUGGCAAAGGAAUUUGGUCUUUACGGUAAUGGCAACACAGACGGUCUCGUCAUUGAUGGUGUCUUGCAGCUCAUUCAGGACAUCAUCACUCUCGCUGUCAAGUUCAUGUUUGAAAAGGAUGAGAAGAAGAAGCUGAGCUUAGCAGACAUCGCUGUGUACGAUGUGUUCACCGGCAUGAUGGCGCCUUGCCUGGGAUCUAUGGACAGCUUCCCGCUCCUCAAGGCUCUCAUCGACAAAGUCGGCGCUGACGAGAAGAUCAAGGCUUACGUGUCGUCCAGACCAGAAACAUCUUUCUAAUUUGUUAUAUUAAAUUGUAGAGUUGAAUCCGAAGUUGGCACCAGUAUGACCACCAUGCAAAGAUCUAAAUAACUUUAUAUUGUUUAAAAGAGGUGAUACGUCCAAACCAUGCUAUAUUGAUAGACAGCGAGUAGCUUUCAGACAUGAGCAAAAUGGAGACGACUUCUGUCGGAAUUGCUUUGAUAUCUUCUAUUGUCUCGAAUGGAAGUGGACAUUGCAAGUCUUGGACGAUUCACAAAUUACACCUAAGCGUAACAAUAUAGCCUACAUCAUAACACUGAAUCAUUACAAAAUAUUUAAAAAUAUUAUAUAUAUAUUAUGCAUGAGGGCCGAGAGAGUGGGAGUAUGCAUGAGUAUGUAUGUUUUGUUGAAUUUCAGAAAAGUAAGUCGUUCCAUUUCUGCAUCUUUUUCUGUAACCCUAGAAGAAGUUUCCAGAAAGUCGUUUUCUCCAAUUAAGACCCUCGUUACAUUUAAACAUGGGGCAUGUGCUACAAACGCUAAGAAUCAUAUUCACUAAGAACAACUUUGCCUUUGUGAGAGUCCAUCACUCAUUGUUCAUUGGUUUUGAUGUACAUCUUAAGUGAAAAUGUCCAACAAAGUAUUUAACCGUAAGUAAUUCGUCUCAGUAUUCUUAUAAUAGCAAUGGUUCUGUUCUGAACGGCAAGCAAAUGUAGUAAUAUAAUAAACAUUUUAACAUCAA
This is a messenger RNA of Aplysia californica (California sea hare), 1382 nucleotides long. RefSeq names its product glutathione S-transferase 1. Gene Ontology annotation, molecular function: glutathione transferase activity. Gene Ontology annotation, biological process: glutathione metabolic process. Lineage: Eukaryota; Metazoa; Mollusca; Gastropoda; Aplysiida; Aplysiidae. The record is from RefSeq and is a predicted model, not a curated record.